GCCUGCUCCACACUAUGGCACGGCUCAGUGCCAGCAUAUUUAAACACCGAUUGUGCCACUGUUCACACUGAACACAUAUCUCAACAAUUACGAUGUCUGCCAGCGAAUACCACGCCGACGCCGAGGCCCCUGUGGUCAUGCUCAGCGCCAAGAAGCACUUCGACAGCUUGCCCACCGAAACCGCCAAGUUAUACGCCCACUACCUCAGUAGAGCCUCCCACUAUGGUACCAGAGCUGUUUUGAGAUCAGUUUCCCCAGAAAGUGAGGAUACCUACGACUUGAUCUUGAAGGUGCACCAAGCAUUGGGCGCCCCAGCAACCAACGAAGCCUACCAAAAGGCCCUUGAGUCCAAGGUCUCCGCCACAGUCAUCCUCCAAUACUUGGAGUAUGCCUCUCAAUUCUUGUCCAACCUUGGUAACUUCAAGUCUUUUGGUGACCAAAAGUUCAUUCCAAGACUCAGCAUCGAGGAGUUUGACCACCUUAUUGAGGCCGUUAACGAUGCUGAUGCUUCUCAAUUAUACAAGAAUGUCCGCGAGGCCCUCUAUUCAUUGGACGCUAGUUUGCUUGGAUGGCCAGAAAAGGGCCAAGUAUCCUCAUACUACCUCGGCCAAACCAUCACUAGACCUGAAAUUGAGGCUGUGAACGAAGUGUUGGCCAAGAACGGAAUCAUGCCAGAAAACACCAGAGUUGAAAAGAAGUCAGACAAGGAGUUCGUGGUCCAUGUUGCUAGUGCUGAGACCACCAACAAGACCAGCUACUACCCAGAGUCUUUAACCACUCCUUCUGGAGCAAGUGUCACUUUCAAGUUCGGUGACCACUCGAAGGAUUUCAGCCAAAUCGUUGCAAGCUUGGAACAGGCUUUGAAAUACGUAAGCAACGAGACCCAAGAAAAGAUGAUCAAGUUUUACAUCGAAUCGUUCAAGACUGGUUCUAUGAAUGCUCACAAGGAUUCUCAAAUUCAAUGGGUCAAAGACCUCCAACCAACUGUUGAAAACAACAUCGGUUUCAUUGAAACUUACAGAGACCCAUCUGGUGUCAGAGGUGAAUGGGAAGGUUUAGUUGCCAUGGUGAAUCAAGAAAGAACUGCCAAGUUCUCAGUGCUUGUGGAUAAUGCCAAGCUAUUGAUUGCCCAUUUACCAUGGGAUUCAAUCUACGAGAAAGAUGUGUUCACUCCUCCAGAUUUCACAUCUUUGGAAGUAUUGACUUUCGCAGGUUCCGGUGUGCCAGCUGGUAUUAACAUUCCAAACUAUGAUGAUGUUAGAUUAAACAUUGGUUUUAAGAACGUCUCUUUAGGAAAUGUUUUGUCUGCUGAGCCAAAGAAGAAGAAGAAUAACGAAGCCCUUAGUUUCCUUAAAGCAGAUGAGGAAGAGCUUUUCAGAAAGUGGAGAGUUGAUGCUUUUGAGGUCCAGGUCGGUUUGCAUGAAUUGUUAGGUCAUGGUACCGGAAAAUUGUUACAAGAGACUGCACCAGGUGUGUUCAAUUUCGACAAAGAAAAGACUGAUGUCAAGUCAUGGUAUGCGCCAAAUGCUACAUGGGGUUCACUUUUCAGUAGUGUUGCUGGUUCUUACGAAGAAUGUCGUGCCGAAUUGGUUGCUUUGUACCUUAUUCUUAAAAAGCCAUUAGAAGUCUUGCCAAUUUUCGAUAUCAAGGAUGAAAAGGAGCAAAAGGAUGUUAUCCUUAUUGCAACUCUUUUGAUGGUAAGAGCUGGUUUGCUUGCAUUAGAAUUUUGGGAUCCAGAAUCAAAGAAAUGGGGUCAACCACAUAUGCAAGCCAGAUUCGGUAUUUCCAAGGUGUUGCACGAAGCUGGUGUCUUCACCUUCGACUUCAAGGAUGAAGAAAACUUUAGUGAUAUGGUCAUCAAUCUUGAUCAAUCAAAGUUGUCCACUGUUGCCGUUGAAGCAUUGGGUGACUUCUUGUUGAAAUUACACGUCUACAAGUGUUCUGGUAAUGUCGAAGCUGGUAUCCCAUACUACAAUGAUAAGACCGAAGUCACCGAGCAAUACGCUCGUUUCAGAAAUGCUGUUUUGAGCAAGAAGUUGCCUCGUAGACACUUGAUUCAAGCCAACACUGUUAUCAAAAGUGGUGAUGUUGAAGUAGUUGAAUACGAAGAAACCGAGGUCGGAAUGAUUCAAAGUUUCGUUGAUAGAGAUGUUUAAAAGUACAACUAGUUUUAUAAUAUUCAGUGUUUAACGUUUUCAUGAUCAAAGGCUGAGUGUGCCCUAUUUACAUCGUAAGCAAGUAUUAGCAUUCGAAUGCCACAGAUUAAGUUUAGCGGUGAUGGAGAAACGCAAAACCCUUGUAUGCAGGCGAAGCUAUUUCCUAAGAGAGCGAGAUAUUAAAG
Suhomyces tanzawaensis NRRL Y-17324 is the source of this 2341-nucleotide messenger RNA. Its product is annotated as dipeptidyl-peptidase III. The record is from RefSeq and is a predicted model, not a curated record. The coding region runs from base 93 to 2156 and encodes 687 amino acids. The transcript has a single exon. Gene Ontology annotation, biological process: proteolysis. Lineage: Eukaryota; Fungi; Ascomycota; Pichiomycetes; Serinales; Debaryomycetaceae. Gene Ontology annotation, cellular component: cytoplasm. Gene Ontology annotation, molecular function: metalloexopeptidase activity; dipeptidyl-peptidase activity.